AUGGAACACGGGGAUAGCAAAGGGGGUGGAAAUGAGGUCAUGGAAGACAUAUUAAAAUUCAUGAAAGAGCAGAAGGAAAAAUCGGAUAGGACCUUGAUUGAGGUACAAAAACAGGCUGAGGAAGAUAGAAAGAAAAUAGAAGAGUUAACCAAAUCCGUUCACACUUUAUUAGCUCAAAGCGAGACAAAGCAGCCGCAGAGCGAAAGCAUUUCUUUUGCGCCGCGCCUAGAGAGUCCGCCGGCUAGAAGCGGGGGAUCAGUUGCCGAUCUUAUUUUUAUAGAAAUGCGACUCCCCACGUUGACGGGGAAAGAGAAACAAAGCGAAGUAGUCAGUUUCUUCUACAAAUUUCGCGCGGGGACUGUAAAUCACACCACGCAAGAAAGGAGGGAUCUCCUUGAAGCCAAGGUAGCGGGAAAAGCAGCUCGGUUGUGGGAACACACGAGCAUGGCUUCGGAAAGUAGCGACUUUGAUCAAAACUUAGCUGAAUUUGAGAAUGAGCUGAAAAGUAGAGCAGCGGAUCACAGGGAUUGGACUUCGAUUUAUCUCAAACCUUUCAUCCGAGGGAACAAUAUGUCUAUUCGGGAAUAUGCUGAUCAGAUAAGCGACAUCACUAUCAGAGCAUUUGCUGGCGCACCUAAACAUAUACUCGAAAAACACAUGAUCUCGAAAUUUAUGGCUGGAUUAAAUCAUAGAGAAGCUAGCAUCGCACUUGCCGCGGAAUUGCAUAAAAACCUCCCCUUCGAAGAGAUGGUUAAGAUUGCCACCAAUGUGUAUGAAUACAACAAAGGAAACUGGUAUCAACCCCAGCAAAAUCCAUCAUUUGAAGCUGAGAAUUUCUUAAACAGUCAUGCUCCAGCGCAUCUAAGUGCCUUUUGGGACGGUCCGUCUCAAAAUAAUCGAUCAAUUCCUCAACCAACGGUUGAUAACGUAGGUCCAAUUGCAAAUCAGCAUCAGGAUUUUCACCUACCCGGCCUGCAAUAAAUUCGCGCAAGCCAGAGUCGGGUGAAUCCGUCAGCAGUUUUAAAGCGCGAUUAUUUUGUCAGUAUUGCAAUGGAGGAGAACAUUUAGAGAAGGAUUGUCACAAACGGAAGGAUUAUUUGAAACAGCUCAGAGAGAAGGCAUUAGCAGCUCGGGUAAAUUAUAAAGCGAAUAGAGGAUCUUCAAUCGUUCCGCAAAUCAUCUCAGUUGGUCCAGUGGAGCAAGAACCACAUGAGAAUUCUGAAGUUAAAAUUACGGCAAGCUGCACGAUAAACAAAAUUGAGAGUCUGAGAGAAAAACCCGAACUGAAAUCACGUCAGGAACCUUUUACAUGCUCAAAUCUUGAGGAAUCGAGUACACGUAACGAUGAACUCGAAUCCGGAGAUCUCGAGACAUUAUUCGCUGAGCCCGAGAUUUCACGUCUACCCUCAAAAGUCCACCAACAGACAGACUACACAUUGGAGUUGUCAAAAUCCGCGUUCAUGAGUUGGAAACACGAGAAGAAGAGAAUAAUUCCGAGUUUUAAAGAGAUCCUGGACAAUUCCGUCUACGAAAAAUGGUUUAGUACUACUGCCCUUGAGAUCAAAGACCCGAAAGUCAAUGUUGACAUCCCGAAGGAAGAUACUUUCGAGAGUUUUGAGAAGAGAAAUAAACUUUUCGCAAAAAUUUUGCCAAGAGUCAAUCAAAAUAUUCAAAUUCCUGGUAAUUGCCUAGAUGAUAAUAUGUUUAUGAAGUCAUUUCUUCCUGCUAAGGGCUGCAAAUUUAAGUUCUUGGAGGAAAAUCACAGUUUCAAUGGUGAUUUCGACAAGAACAACUCGAUAGAAUGGUCGUAUUCCUCGCGAAUUGAAGGAAAGGGAACCAAAUUUAAAUGUUCGGAGAUUUACGUCAUCCGUGCGGCUAACUUGACCGUAAAUUGCUAUUUUAGUAUGGAAAUACCGUAUUUUGUUGUAGUAUCUUGUAUAAUUUUAAAGGUAUUUCAAUUUUUGAUUCGUAAAUUCACUAUUUACUUAUUUUGUUCCGGAAAAACAUCAACUCGUACCCUAUUUCAGGAUCCCAUAAAAUAUCCUGAAAACCCGGAACUUACGUUUUGAAGUCGAGGACGACUUCAGAUGUUUAGGGGGGAGCUUGGGGGUUAUUUAGGAUAUUUUAGGGAUUUUUAGGGACUUUUAUUCACUUGUAAUCACUUUUAAUUUCAGACUUCGACUACAUUCACCAAUACCAAACCAGAUCGGACAAGUCCCAGGAGAAACCAAUCAACUUCCCCAACGGCGCAUCGACUUCAAUGACAUCGGGGACGAUGCCAACUUGGUUAGGGGGCGAAUGGUGCAGGACCGCACCGAACCCCGGGCUGGGUCCCGCCGCGAAACCUAACGCACCGUUGGAAAGUGAGAAGAAGAGGAUCCGGAGAGCCGAGUGGCAGGCGGUUGGAUUCGAACGAUAG
Molecule: messenger RNA, 2419 nt
Organism: Bursaphelenchus xylophilus (pine wood nematode)
Lineage: Eukaryota; Metazoa; Nematoda; Chromadorea; Rhabditida; Aphelenchoididae
Source: the annotation of a GenBank genome assembly